Molecule: messenger RNA, 588 nt
Organism: Paramecium tetraurelia
Lineage: Eukaryota; Ciliophora; Oligohymenophorea; Peniculida; Parameciidae
Exons: 3
Source: RefSeq, a predicted model, not a curated record
AUGCAAUCAUUAAUCUAAGUUUUUCAGCAGAAAAUAUCCUUGUCUGCUUCAUUUGUUAAAUAAUCUACUCCAUAAAUAUUAUUUGGCAUAAGUCUACUUUCUUGUUUAUACCUUUUAAAUAAAUAAUAAAAAGAGGAAAGCCAAGUUGAACCUGAAAAGACUGAAAAAAAAUUAAAAAAAAAAGCAUCCAGCCAAAAAAAUCUGGAUGAGAAUAAGCCACAAUAUGUUGAUGUGAUACAAGAUCUGAAAAAAAGCUAAAAGAAAUUAAACAAAAAAAUUAAUAAGCAAUUCGAUGAUUCAAUUGACAACACAGAAGAAAACAUACCAAGAUCACCUGAUUAUAGUGUGGUUUCUGAAAUAGAUUAGAAAUACUUUUUAGAGCUAAUUCAAAAUUAAAAAAAAACUAAAAGAGCAUACCAAACUGAUUGCGAAUCAACACCUGUAGUAUCAUUAAGAGGAUUCAGGAGAAAUUAGCAAUUAAUAGGAGAAGAAGAGAAAAAAGGGGAAGAUAGAUUGUUUUAUAUUCUGAAAUAACGUGUCAUCGAAUAAGAGGAGAAGGAAAAUGAAAUUGAUGAAGACGAUUAUUGA